UUCACACCUAAGCCCAAAAUUAAGCUGUUCAAAGUUUCCAGCACGCAGAGAGAGAUUCCUUGAUUUUCUUUGUAUCUUGCUGCCCGCUGCUCCUUCUACUUCCUUUGCAGGCGGAGAUCAGGGCCAAGCGCAGUACGAAAACAUGUCUAGGCAAGCCACCAGAUUCAUCACCUAUUUAUCUUCCAAGUUUCGGAUCCACCAACCCCAUUCAUCACCGUCAAAUCCUCCGUCUCGCUCUUUUUCAUCGGCUCCCCCGCCCUCGCCGCCCGUUUUCGUCGACAAGAACACUCGCGUCAUCUGUCAAGGGAUCACCGGAAAGAAUGGAACUUUCCACACCGAACAGGCCAUUGAAUACGGCACGAAAAUGGUUGCAGGAGUUACACCAAAGAAGGGUGGCACUGAACACUUGGGUCUUCCUGUUUUCAACACAGUGGCUGAAGCAAAAGCUGAAACAAAGGCUAAUGCAUCCGUGAUUUAUGUUCCACCACCUUUUGCUGCAGCUGCUAUUAUGGAGGCAAUGGAAGCUGAGUUGGAUCUGGUUGUGUGCAUCACUGAAGGAAUUCCUCAACAUGAUAUGGUCAGAGUGAAGGCUGCUCUUAAUAAGCAGUCAAAAACUAGAUUAAUUGGUCCAAACUGUCCCGGGACCAUUAAACCUGGAGAGUGCAAGAUCGGAAUUAUGCCUGGAUACAUUCACAAACCAGGCCGCAUUGGAAUUGUUUCUCGAUCUGGCACAUUGACAUAUGAAGCGGUUUUCCAAACAACUGCAGUAGGUCUGGGUCAAUCUACCUGUGUUGGUAUUGGUGGAGAUCCUUUUAAUGGAACGAACUUUGUUGAUUGCUUGAAGAAAUUCCUUGUAGAUCCUCAGACAGAAGGUAUUGUUCUUAUAGGAGAAAUUGGGGGCACUGCUGAAGAGGAUGCUGCUGCUUUGAUAAAGGAUUUGGACUCGGGGAGGACGAUUGGCAAUGCUAGGAUGAGCUUGGGAUUAUAUUUGCUUCAAGUCAACACCUCUAAAAGACAAGCUCACAAUGCAGAAAGUGGAACUGAAAAGCCUGUUGUUGCUUUUAUUGCUGGACUCACUGCUCCCCCUGGCCGUCGAAUGGGUCAUGCUGGAGCUAUUGUAUCUGGGGGUAAAGGCACAGCACAAGACAAAAUCAGGACUCUACGAGAAGCGGGAGUGACAGUUGUUGAAUCACCUGCAAAGAUUGGUUCAGCCAUGUUUGAUGUCUUCAAACAGAGAGGUCUUCUUGUGAAUUAAUUUGAUGAUUAUGGAUAUGCGUGAUACCAUUUUCCUUGCAUAUGGAGAAUUCUUUUAUACUACUAAACAGAGAGAAAUUCGAUGUAUGGUGGGCGGUUGAAUCUUGUAUGACCCAGAUAAGUUUAAUUUUUCCCCUCGGCGAGCAUAAAACAGGGGUACUCCAUAUCAUUUUCAAUUCUCAACAUGCAAAUUAAAUCCCUAACAUUUCAAGUUCAGAUUAAGAAUACAAUUAUUGAAUAAUGGGCGGUUUACA
This is a messenger RNA of Carica papaya (papaya), 1508 nucleotides long. RefSeq names its product succinate--CoA ligase [ADP-forming] subunit alpha-1, mitochondrial. Gene Ontology annotation, molecular function: succinate-CoA ligase (ADP-forming) activity; succinate-CoA ligase (GDP-forming) activity. Gene Ontology annotation, biological process: tricarboxylic acid cycle. Gene Ontology annotation, cellular component: mitochondrion; succinate-CoA ligase complex (ADP-forming). The record is from RefSeq and is a predicted model, not a curated record. NCBI's taxonomy places the organism in Eukaryota, Viridiplantae, Streptophyta, Magnoliopsida, Brassicales, Caricaceae.